AUGCAUCAAUGUUCUUCAUCAAGCAAGAGUGAAAAGCCAUCCUCUGUAGUUUCAGAUUCAGGACCUAGUGAUAAUAAGUCCAAGUUUACCUUGUGGUCAAACGUUUUUGGGCCUUCUUCCUCAGUUUCUCAACCGUAUAGGGAGCCUUCAACUUCCGGACAUAAGCAAGCUUGCGCUUCUUCUCGUAAUGGCUGGACAGCACUUGUGAAGAGAGCCUUUAUGGCGAGUGGCGCAAUCAGGAGGUUCCAGGAGCGUGUUUUAGGACCAAACAGGACUGGUCUUCCGAGCACGACAAGCGCCGUCUGGCUAUUGGGUGUCUGCUAUAAAAUAUCUGAGGAUGAAGCCUCAGGGUCAGGGGAUACAGAUGCUGGCAGUGUAUUGGCUGCAUUUCAACACGAUUUUUCGUCUAAAAUACUGAUGACGUAUCGUAAAGGUUUUGAACCUAUUAAGAACACAACAUAUACCAGCGAUGUAAAUUGGGGUUGCAUGAUUCGGAGCAGCCAGAUGCUUUUUGCUCAGGCCCUGCUGUUCCAUAGACUGGGGAGGUCUUGGAGGAUCAAAAAAUCUGAGCUGCCUGAAGAGGAAUACUUAGAGACCUUGGAACCUUUUGGUGAUUUCGAGGCUUCACCUUUCUCCAUCCACAAUCUAAUACUAUCCGGAGAGUCGUAUGGUCUCGCGGCUGGAUCAUGGGUAGGACCAUAUGCCAUCUGUCGAUCGUGGGAAUCGUUAGCGUGCAAGAAGAGAAAACAAAGUGAUUCUAACCACCAGACGCUUCCAAUGGCUGUUCAUAUCGUCUCCGGCAGCGAAGACGGAGAGAGAGGUGGGGCUCCGAUUCUCUGUUUAGAAGAUGCCACCAAAUCUUGCCUUGAAUACUCAAAAGGAAAGGCUGAGUGGACUCCGAUUCUCCUUUUGGUCCCGUUGGUUCUUGGUCUUGACAGAGUGAAUCCCAGAUACAUUCCAUCUCUCAUAGCCACAUUCACUUUCCCUCAGAGCCUGGGGAUUUUAGGUGGCAGACCAGGUGCCUCAACUUACAUAGUUGGUGUUCAAGAAGACAAAGGUUUCUACCUUGAUCCUCAUGAAGUCCAACAGGUGGUCACAGUCAACAAGGAAACUCCGGAUGUUGACACAUCCUCGUAUCACUGCAAUGUCCUUCGUUACAUUCCCUUGGAAUCACUCGACCCAUCUCUAGCUCUCGGAUUCUAUUGCCGCGACAGAGAUGAUUUCGAUAAUUUCUGUCUCGGAGCAUCGAAAUUAGCGGAGGAAUCAAACGGUGCUCCACUGUUCACGGUGGCUCAAACCCACAGCUCGAUUAGCCACAGCAAUUGCGAGUUUGUGGAAGAUACAGAGGAAGAACGUGAAGAUGACUGGCAAUUACUCUGA
Messenger RNA from Thlaspi arvense, 1380 nucleotides. The record is from the annotation of a GenBank genome assembly. NCBI's taxonomy places the organism in Eukaryota, Viridiplantae, Streptophyta, Magnoliopsida, Brassicales, Brassicaceae.